This is a messenger RNA of Clarias gariepinus (North African catfish), 1556 nucleotides long. RefSeq names its product bromodomain and WD repeat-containing protein 1-like. The coding region runs from base 104 to 1309 and encodes 401 amino acids. The transcript is spliced from 8 exons. Gene Ontology annotation, biological process: regulation of cell shape; regulation of transcription by RNA polymerase II; cytoskeleton organization. Gene Ontology annotation, cellular component: nucleus. Lineage: Eukaryota; Metazoa; Chordata; Actinopteri; Siluriformes; Clariidae. The record is from RefSeq and is a predicted model, not a curated record.
AUUCACAAAUAGUUAACAAAGCAUCAGUGGAAAUGUCUAGUUAAGCUGCUUUUAAAAACAUUACUCAGCACAUUCUUUAUGUUUCUGAAGUGAUGGCAAGGUCAUGGAACAGGUGAUCAGCCAGGAGCCAGCUGAAAGUGAGGAUCCUGAGGCACGACACAGUGUCUUAGAUGUUGCCAUCCGUCAGCUUCAGGAACAACAGGACCAGCAGGCUGCCAGGCAGCAGGGUACACCCAGAAGAGUUUCUCUAAGUGAGCAAAUAGAGGUGCGGUCUCCACCUACCGUGGACCUUCAGGGCAGCAGACAAGUGGAAGGAGUGCGUCAGAUGCAUCAAAACACCCCACGCAGCGAUAUGGCAACAGAAAUGGACCUGCAGGCACGUUGCAGGGUGGGAGUGUCUGAACUCACCACCAAUGCAUACAGGGAUCAGGAGUCAUACAGAAGUGUUAAAGGAGAGGAAGAGAUCACCCUCUACAAUGCCAAUAAACAACCAAUUGAACACACCACCUUUAGGGACGACUCUGAUGAUGAGACACCGUGCACUAAGCGGGCAAAGCCACGUAAACGGCAUCGCAAUUUGGAGAACGCAAACAGUCUGAUUGAGUUUUUUUGUGAGGAGGGAGAGGACACUGCGUCAUCUGAGGAUAGUGAAAUUGAAGCAAGUGGGGAAGUCUUGUCAAUUGAAGAAGAAGAGGAGUGGAGAAGUGACAGCUCAAGUCACUCGUCAAGCGAGUGUUCUGAUUGGACAGCUGAUGCUGGCAUCACUGAACACACGACCAUGUCCUUCCAUGUUCGCCGGCAGAUAAGCAGUUCUGAUGAAGACGACAAGAAGGAUGACAACAUCGAAGAUCAAACUGAACAAACACAAGAUGAGGACACACAGUCCUCACCUCAGAAACCGAAAAGAAAAGAAAAAAGUGAAACCCCAAAGGAACAAGUGAAGUCAUCUGCAACCAAAUCUACCUCGGCUAAGGCCUCUCCAGCAGAUCACCAGGACUCCAGUGAGAGUGCAUCACCACUGUCAGUGAACGGGUUAAGCAGCAGAUCCUCCCAUGCAAAGCGCAGAAGAGUCUGUGACAGCAGUUCUUCUGACCUGGAAUGCUCUGAAGAUGAGGAGAGCCCGUCAAAUGCAGAUGAUACUGACCAAAAACUUCAGCCCAGGAAAGCUGUAGUAGCUGCAGUCAGUAGGAUAAAUCUGAUGUAUGCUGCAGAGGAAGAGGAUUCUUCAGAGCAUAAGCCUGCAGUUAACGAGAGCAGCUCAGAGUCCGAGGAGCAUGACCAUCAGGGUACGAGCAAUUAUAUACAUUAAGACAGCUUUGCCUUUUUUAUGACAAUAUGUUCUAUAAGAUUGUCAUUAGUUACAUUACUUUCUUGGAAAAAAUCAUGGAGUUUUAAAAAGGGCAUGGAUAACUGUUAAAUUGUGGAUAACUUUUUUGGGUCCUUUUGUGUAAAUAAUGUACAUGCACCUAAUUUUUUAUUUGUUUUUAAUGAACAGACUUAAACUGAAUUUUUAGAAUCAGCAGAAGCAGCAUUGUGCGAUGUGGUUAAUCUGAUUA